This is a messenger RNA of Bursaphelenchus xylophilus (pine wood nematode), 699 nucleotides long. The record is from the annotation of a GenBank genome assembly. Lineage: Eukaryota; Metazoa; Nematoda; Chromadorea; Rhabditida; Aphelenchoididae.
AUGCCACCAAAGAAGAAGGAGACCGCCUCCAAGGCCCCAGCCAAGAAGAAGGAGGGAGGAGGAGGAGGAAAGGCCAAGAAGAAGAAGUGGUCGAAGGGAAAGGUCCGCGACAAGUUGAACAACGCUGUUCUCUUCGACAAGGCCACCUAUGACAAACUUUACAAAGAGGUAAGAGUUUUACUUUUAUUUUUGUUGUGUUUAGGAUUUUGGAGUUGGGUGGGUGCCGAAAUAUAAAUGCGCUUUAUGGGGAUCGGCAUUAUAUUAGGUGAAAUAAUCUUGAUAAUGGAGAUGAUGGACUGGUAGUUAAUUUAGACAAAGUUUUAGAAACGCCAUGUCAAUUUCGCACCUUAUCUUAGCAGAAGUUUAGCUUACGUCGAUUUUUGGCAUGGUGAAUAUAACUAGCUUGCUUAGGUCGAAAAUACUUUCCAGCUGAUGUAAACUUUUUUGAAAAUACCCUCUAAGGUGUCCUUUAGCUGUUCUAAAGGUUUUGUUAUGAACCAUUUACAUUUUUAUUACUUUCAGAUCGUUUCCGUGAAACUCAUCACCCCCUCAGUGGUUUCCGAACGUCUGAAGGUCCGAGCUUCGUUGGCCACUGCUGGUCUCCGACAACUCCAAGCGGAGGGACACAUCAAGUGCGUCGUCAGACACGGCUCCCAACUGGUCUACACUCGCGCCACCAAGGCCGAAACCGACGAGUAA